Molecule: messenger RNA, 2010 nt
Organism: Cyphellophora attinorum
Lineage: Eukaryota; Fungi; Ascomycota; Eurotiomycetes; Chaetothyriales; Cyphellophoraceae
Exons: 2
Coding region: 1-2010 (669 amino acids)
Cellular component (GO): nucleus
Molecular function (GO): nucleic acid binding
Source: RefSeq, a predicted model, not a curated record
AUGGUCACAUCACCUCAGAGUCGUAUCGCCUCGCUUCUCAAGGCUCAGAAGUUGACCAAACCGGUUGCUCCGGAUCCGGGCGAAACUACUUUUGCGGAAAAGGAGUUUGAAGAACAGAUUGCUCGACAAGAGGCCUGGAAACAGCCAAAAUCUAGUGUACAGACCCGAGCUAUUCCUGCCCCAAAUAGCAGCGCAAAAGUUGCUCCAAAGCCAGCCCCAAUGGAAUGGCCUGACUAUGCCUAUGGAGGUAACUCAGGAGCCAAUGAGGUCCAGCUCUCUGGUUCAGAGGACGACGAAUACUCUGCUGCCUUUGCAAAGACGCCAAAGAUGAAGCCGCCGAAAGCUAGUAAGACCAAGCAAUCGACCACUACUAAGCACGAGGACUUCUCGACAGCCGUGGAACUUCGCAAGGAACUGGCGACGGCGGACAAGCAUGGCAACCUGGUCACCGGCCAUUUCUGUCUCCUGACCCUGGUCUCCAAGUUCCCCUACAAGUAUAUGUCCGACGGCGAAGAUCGAGUAUCUAAGCGCUUCUUCGCUGCGAACAAAUUUUAUGAUCGUACCUGGGAUCUCUACUACGUCUAUCCACCAGAGUCCUACAGCUCGUUGCCUAUCUUUCUACUGCCGUACACUCAAGUCAAAGAACUUAUCGAUGAGAUCGCUAAAGCCUUUGAUGCCGAUGUAGCUGUUCCAGCCUUCCCCUUCACCCUUACAUUCUUCGACGAUGGCACGCCACGACCACGUCUGCUGGGUACAUCACGCUCGAGAUCUCAGAUGACUGCUCUGCAAGAAGAAGUCCAGACGCCGCCACUUGGUCACGGUGAAGCUCCUCCAAACGCAUCAACAACUCUGCAGGCCUCUUUCACGGCUUUCAGAUCCAAAUGCGAACAAGCCAUCUCGGCUAAGAAGACGAAGCACUCUUCCUCCAAGCGAACGAAGAAGGACCAACCCCUGGACCAGGUCAGAAACUGGUGCAACUCCAUGAGUAGAGUUCAGAGAUACUUUGGUCUGCUGCCGGCCGAGCGAAGAGCCGUUGUGCCAUCUGCGGGCGCGAGCUGGGACGGGCAGGUUGAGUACGUGGAAGCACAGGCACCGAGUAACUCACUUGAUGCACUCAACAUCGACGAGCCUGCGCCCUUCGCUUUCGUCCACUUGCCGAUAUUCAUCAGCAUUGACAUCGAGGCAUGGGAGCGAGACCACCAUAUCAUUACCGAGGUCGGCAUCAGCACUCUCGACACUCAAGACCUUCGUGGACUAGCCCCAGGCAAGAUCGGAACCGCGUGGCGAUCGCAGAUCCGUUCACGUCACUUCCGACUGGAUGAGUUCAAGCAUUUCAGAAAUCGCCAGUUCUGCGUUGGCGAUCCUUCUUCCUUCCAGUUCGGCAAGUCAGAGCUUGUCCCAAAGAGCGAAAUUGGGAGUAAGAUUGACGCUUGCUUUGCGUGGCCCUGGUCUGUACAGUACAAGCACGAUGGCGAUCUGAAGAAACAAUGGGCUGAGUGGGAAGCAAUGGCGGGCAAGGACACAUCACAGGCUCCCGAGAAGCCAAACGGAACUGCCUCUACCGAAGACCAGCAGCAAGGUCCCAAAGCACGCACCAUAAUCCUAGUCGGCCACAACCUCAAAGCAGACCUCGAGUACCUCGCCCAACUUGGUUCCGAGAUCUUCGCCCUCAAGACAUCCACCGCCGUCCACGAAGGGCUUGGCGAAGCGUCAUCUCGCGGCACCGAAGGACUCAAAUCAAUCAAGGAAGCGCUGGACACGGCUACACUCUACAAGGACCUGAUGAAAGACAAUCAGCCGAAGAAGCUCGCCACCGUGCUCCAAAGCCUUGAGAUCGAUGCCUACUACUUGCAUAAUGCUGGUAAUGAUGCUCGGUAUACGCUGGAGGCUCUGGUGGCACUUGCUGUCAAGGCGCGUUUGGAGCGUGAUGAGGCUAAGAAGAAUGGUGCCGUGAAUGGAAGCGAGGAUGUGGCUGCGAAUGGUGAUGACGCGGAAGAGUCAAUCUGGUGA